CGACGCACGCGCGCGCCCGUUCACGCACCGCCUGACAUGCCCGGCUCCUCUCGAACCCUCGCGACCACCUGUGCUCAGAGUGAUCCCUCACUAGUGAUUCCUCCAAUUGGUGCUUUUCAGUGAGUGACGCCAGGAAUGUACCAGAACUCCCCAUGGACCAGUUUACGAUGCCCCAAAUUGCAUUAAAUGGCAGGUGCCGCAAACAAUCUAACGAACCAUGAACAGUGAUGCGAAGGAACUGAACGUUUCUACCGUGACGUGACAAAAAGCUCGCCAAAAUGAAAAACAGUGAGGAGUGUUUAGACUGAGUGACUGUUCAAAAAGAUAAUAAACAUUGUGAUAUUUAUUGAUCUUAUUAUACCUAUUAAGUUAUUGAAAAGACAUUGUAAAUUGUACAUAGAUGUAAAAAAGUGACAAGAGACAUUUUUUAUUGGGCCUGUGGGCGACUACUGGACUACAGCCCGCGGGACUACUAGAGGCGACGGCUGCCAUUGCAGGCAUGGGAAUCAAAGUCAUGAUGAAAGCUUUCAAUAAGCCAAAAGACAUCCCGUCGCAGGUGCCACCGCUCACGCCCGGCACCAACAAAAAGAUGGCCGAGGCGCUGAAGGCUACCUUCGCCUCCUGGGAGAAGGAGCAACUGCGCCUCGGCGUGCCCAAAGAUCCCAGACAAUGGAGCGAGGCGGCGGUGGCGGCCUGGCUACGCUGGGCGGCGCGCGAGUUCUCGCUAGAGGGCGUCGCGCUGCAGCAGUUUGCGCGCGCGCAGGGCAAGGACAUCUGCGCGAUGGGCCGCGAGGAGUUCGUGGCCCGCGCGCCUGCCUUCAUGGGCGACAUACUGUGGGAGCACCUGGAGAUACUGCAGAAAGACGUGGAGAAGGAGCGGUCUCUGCUCGCGAACGUGCCGCCCAACAUGUACGAGAGCAACGUGUGCCUGCCCGAGCUGCCGGACUACAUCCCGCCGCCCGCCCACCACUACAACAACAACAACAAUACUGGCGGGUACACAACAGGAGGUCCCCGCGAGACCCCCGGCUACGGCUACACGGAGGCGUCGGGCGCGCAAGGAGCCCCCGCGCCCACGGCCGCGUCUCCUUUAGAGGAGUACUACCAGCCGGAGUACCCCGCGCCCCCCACCGCGCCGCCCGCGCCCUCCUACCUGGAGGACUACUACCACCACCCGCACGCGCACACGCAGCCGCUGCUGCCGCACGAGCCCAAGUACCAGCCGCACGCGUACUCCAAGCCCUAUCCCAGAGGAGCGGGCGGCAGGUACGGCGGCGAGGGCUACGGCGAGAGCUACGCGCCCGAGUACGGCGGCGCGUGCGCCGAGUGGGCCGAGUGGCCGAGCGAGCAGCACGCGCUCAUUCCGCAGGACAAGCUCGCCUACCCCGCCUCGGGGCCCUGCUUCACCGGUUCAGGGCCCAUCCAACUAUGGCAGUUCCUGCUGGAGCUGCUCACCGACAAGAGCUGCCAGGGCUUCAUCUCGUGGACCGGCGACGGCUGGGAGUUCAAGCUCACCGACCCCGAUGAGGUGGCAAGGCGCUGGGGGAUCCGCAAGAACAAGCCCAAGAUGAACUACGAGAAGCUGUCGCGAGGCCUGCGCUACUACUACGACAAGAACAUCAUCCACAAGACUGCCGGCAAGCGUUAUGUCUACCGCUUCGUGUGUGACCUGCAGAGCUUGCUCGGUAUAUCACCGGAACAGCUGCAUGCGAUGUAUGAGCCCAAAAUGGAGAAGAAAGACGACGACUGAGAAGAAGCGCGCCGCCACCCACCCUCACUCGACACACCAUACGAUGUACUUCGACCAGCUCUAUCAAUCUCUUCGCAUACAACACUUCGUAAAAACGUGUGACGAUUAGCUGUCUAACAACCAUGUUUAUAUGAAAAUAAAUACUUGCGAAUAAAACACAAGACAGCUUGCGUUGCUCGCUUUUAUGAAGAUUUUUCCGACUGAAAUGAAUUUACACAAAAAAUACCGUACAUCCUUGUACUUGUUGCCAGUUUUCGAUUUCACUUUUCAGCUGCAUUAUGUAGACCAAAAAUAUUAUUAAAAAAUCAUCAGAAACAUGG
Messenger RNA from Ostrinia nubilalis (European corn borer), 2070 nucleotides. It is a transcript of the gene pnt, whose product is annotated as ETS-like protein pointed. The record is from RefSeq and is a predicted model, not a curated record. Gene Ontology annotation, biological process: regulation of transcription by RNA polymerase II; cell differentiation. NCBI's taxonomy places the organism in Eukaryota, Metazoa, Arthropoda, Insecta, Lepidoptera, Crambidae. Gene Ontology annotation, molecular function: DNA-binding transcription factor activity, RNA polymerase II-specific; sequence-specific DNA binding. The coding region runs from base 500 to 1750 and encodes 416 amino acids. The transcript has 10 exons. Gene Ontology annotation, cellular component: nucleus.